This is a messenger RNA of Symbiodinium natans, 555 nucleotides long. The record is from the annotation of a GenBank genome assembly. NCBI's taxonomy places the organism in Eukaryota, Dinophyceae, Suessiales, Symbiodiniaceae.
AUGAAGGCUCUGGGUGUGUCAGAUCCCUCUCAUCAUGUCAUGGUGCCGGCGUUUACCUGUGCUGCGUGCGCCGAUGCCAUCAUCCAUGCUGGUGGCAGGCCGAUCCCCAUCGAUUGUGACUUGGACUCCUACGGCCUUUCGCUGGAAGCUGUGAAGAGUGGCCUGGAAGCCAACAAGGGUGUCGUGGGCAUCGUCAUUGCUCCCUGCUACGGUGUUCCCGCCCGCGACUUCGCAGCCAUUCAGGCUCUUUGUAAGGAGAAAGGCCUCUGGCUCUGCGAGGAUGCCUGCGAGUCCUAUGGAGCCAGCUGCAAUGUACGUGGCUUCAGAGUCCCCGUGGGCUCGAUGGCGACAUUGAGUGUGGUGUCUGUGCGCUCUGAGAAGAUGAUUGGCGUCGGUGAGGGCGGAGCCAUCCUUGGAAAUGAUGCGACCCUGGUCGCCAGGGCCAAGUGGUGGUGCUCCAGGGCACCCUGCAGAGGUGUGGGCUUGUGGCGUGUAUAUGAGCACGACGCAGUCGGGCAAAACUUCCGAAUGCCGGAAAUGCCGCAUCCCCAGUGA